This is a messenger RNA of Rhizophagus irregularis DAOM 181602=DAOM 197198, 688 nucleotides long. The record is from RefSeq and is a predicted model, not a curated record. Lineage: Eukaryota; Fungi; Glomeromycota; Glomeromycetes; Glomerales; Glomeraceae.
UCGUUCUAGAGUGAACUUAAUAACUCUGAUGAAACUGAUUUGUAGAUUUUUUUUCUCGAUAGUUUUAUGUAUAAAAGAUAUAAUGCUUCGGUUGUUUGUCUUGCUACACGUUCUUAUAGCAUCCUUACAUUUGUAGUAUACCCUCAAUGACCACCUUGGAAUCUACGUAUAUUAACGCGUAGUAACACUAAUAAAGCUGAAGGUAUAGACCAAUUAUGUACAUAACCUACGCAGCAAUAUAGUUGCUGUUCAACGUUUAUGACAACCCCAUUAUUGCUAUGGGUACGAUUAAUAACCCGCUAUUCAGAUGGCAUCUAUUGUAUCUUUUCAUGUGAAUCGUAUUGUAUACUAUUGGAAGGUCCGUCCCUUGCCAAUGUUGAAACUAAAAUUCUCGGAAGUUAUUUUUUGUAUUCCUGUCAUUUUACCGUAAACAGAUUCUUGUUUCCUAUUAUCGUUACUUGGGAUCGCGACUAGCUUCAUCUGUAGAAUAUUGCGUAGAAUCUGUUAUUUCUAUGUAUGUGUAGGUAAUAGGAAUUGAUCCAUCUAGUCAAUUAUGUGAAUCAUUCUAGAAUUUUUCCUUCCAUUUCAUGCGUUGAUCGUAACGCCAACUCGCCAAGUGAUUGUGGCUUGCCCAUUGCUUAUCAGGAAUUGUAAUACUCGUUUAAGGCCAUGAUUUUUUAUGGAAUUU